This is a messenger RNA of Penicillium alfredii, 225 nucleotides long. RefSeq lists its product as uncharacterized. The record is from RefSeq and is a predicted model, not a curated record. The transcript has a single exon. Lineage: Eukaryota; Fungi; Ascomycota; Eurotiomycetes; Eurotiales; Aspergillaceae. Bases 1 to 225 code for a protein of 74 amino acids.
AUGGCGCUGGCCGUACGUUUGGUUGAUAUUGGCGCGCAGUCUGCUCCAGCGAUCGACAUGCCCCACGUCCAGCACUACGAUGGCUGGUCCAAUAGAGCACCGCUAAUGCCCCCGGGGGACCACCUGAGGUCAUCGCAGCCAGGCAUCACCGGGUCUCGUCAGCCUGCCCUACCCGAUGCCGGACGUUGUGUGGGUUGGCGAAGCGGCGUUUCCCCGGAAGUAUAA